Messenger RNA from Rubroshorea leprosula, 882 nucleotides. The record is from the annotation of a GenBank genome assembly. NCBI's taxonomy places the organism in Eukaryota, Viridiplantae, Streptophyta, Magnoliopsida, Malvales, Dipterocarpaceae.
GUUUUUUUUUUUUUUUUUUUUUGAAAAUAGGCAAUGGAGCGUAAUGACAAGUUGGUUUCUAAUUUAGAAAGAGAAAUGACGUCUUAUUCUCGGAAUCCUGACGACGAGGGUAUCGCAGAAUAUGCUAACUUUGUCCUCAUGUGCAGUUCUAGGAUCUUAUUCCGACUCCGAAGAUGCAUCGAUUUCCAGGAAAUUUUCAACUGCAUGCGCUUGUCAUUAGCUGCGUAUUUGGAGAUCACAAUUUUGUUCUGUCGAGGCCGCAAUGACGACCAGAAAGGCGAGAAGGUCAAACUCAUACAAGAAAAUUCUAAUGCAAAGGCGAAUUCAGAAUCAGAGGAAAUGAAGCUUGAAGGCGAUGCAGUGAUGAUCUUAGUAGGACUAACCGUAGGCGCUCCUCUUCCUUUGAAGCUCCCCGGCAGCUAUCCGAGGUCUAUCGGAUUCAAUUUCGACGGUUCUGUCUAUCUUGAUGGGAUUAAACUUGUGUUUGGAUCGGAAAAAGAAGACUGGGGAAAAUCAGAGAAAGUGAUAGGUUGUGGGUCCAAUCCACGGCAAAAGAAAGUGUUUUUUCCAGUAGAUUCGCAGCUGGGGCAUGUGAUAAAUUAUAAAACAGAGGAAUUUGGAACUGCCCUGAAUUUUACAGUAAUCUUUCAAAGAAUACUUCAAAAGCGUGAGUUUUGUGUACUUUCUCCGUGUCUUUACAGUUUGGCUUUGUAAAUCAAACUUGUAAUCUUUUUGUUAACCUCAGAAAAAUUCUCAAUUUCUCGUGCCUUAGGGAUUUUGCAAAUCAUUUGCCAUCCCACCAAGAAAUUUGCUUGAUUUGAUGAUUUUGGGAUGAUUUGUCCAGGUGGCUUGUCCAUCUCAACAUAAAAAUGCCACAUCAGA